AUGAUCAGGCUCCUCUCCAACGCAGCAUUGAAGCACCUACUGGUCCUCAUUCGGCAAGUCAUGGCUUCUACCGGCCACGAGUUGGGCAACAUGGCCACGGCCACGGCCAAAGGCAUGCAAGCCCCUUCCACGCCGCACAGCGAGCAAGUAUCCAACAGCGAGUACACCGACAGCGAGCAGCUCGCGCGGCUCGGCAAGAAGUCUGUCCUCAAGCGCAACUUUGGCUUCAUGUCCAUCCUCGGCUUCUCCUGCACCAUCCUCAUCACGUGGGAGGCGACGCUCGUGCUGUCGGCGCAGGGCCUCGCCAACGGCGGCCCGGCCGGCGUGCUGUACGGCUACCUGGCCGUGUGGCUCGGCAACGUGAGCGUCUUCACGACGCUGUCGGAGCUGGCGUCGAUGGCGCCGACCGCCGGCGGCCAGUACCACUGGGUGGCCAUGCUCGCGCCGCGCCGCGCCGCCCGCUUCCUCAGCUACGUCACGGGCUGGCUGACCGUCGCCGGCUGGCAGGGCUCCGUCGCGUCCUCGGCGUUCCUGACGGGAACCAUGGUGCAGGGCAUGGUGGCCAUGAACCGCCCCGACACAUACGCGCCGCAGUCGUACCAGGGCACACUGCUGUUCUGGGCCGUCAUGCUGUUCGCCGUCGUCAUCAACGCCGUCGUCAGCUCGGCGCUGCCAAAGUUUGAGGGCCUGAUCCUGGUCCUGCACGUGCUCGGCUUCUUUGCCAUUCUGAUCCCGAUGGUGUCGCUCGGGUAUCACGGCGACCCGCACACCGUCUUUACCGAGUUUCGAAACGGCGGUGGCUGGCCGACGCAGGGUCUGUCGUUCAUGGUCGGCCUGAUUGGCAACGUCUUUGCGUUUGUUGGUGUGGACGCUGCCUUCCACAUGUCCGAGGAGACGGUCAACUCAGCCGUGACGGUGCCCAAGUCCAUCUUCCUGAGCCUGCUGAUCAACGGCACCACCGGUUUCGCCAUGACCAUUGCCGUCCUGUUCUGCAUCCAGGAUCUGGAGAGCGUUCUCAAGUCGCCCACCGGGUUCGCCCACAUGCAGCUGUUCCUGGACUCGACCGGGUCCGUUGCCGGCUCGACCGUCAUGGCGGCCAUCAUCACCCUUCUCGGAGCGUGCGCCACGGUCGGCAUGCUGGCCUCGAGCUCGCGCGUCUUUUGGUCGUUUGCGCGCGAUCGCGGCCUGCCAUUCUGGCGCAUUCUCUCGCAGGUCGAUGCGCGCACGACGGUGCCGCUGUGGGCCAUUACCUGCACAACUUGCAUCGCCUGCCUUCUGGCGCUCAUCAACCUGGGCUCCGCGACGGCUCUCAACGCCGUCAUCUCCCUGUCUAUCUCGUGUCUCUACCUGUCUUACUUUAUCUGCGCUAGUCUCCUCCUGUAUCGUCGCACGACAAAGGGGUUCCAAAUACCGGAGGCGUCGGAGUUGCCCGCCCUUGCCAAUACGUCGGGUGCUGAGCUGGUCUGUGGUCCAUGGCACGUCCCGGGUGCACUCGGAAUUGCCAACAACGCUGUCAGCUGCAUCUAUCUCAUUGUCAUCUUCUUCUUUAGCUUCUGGCCGGGGAUGAUGAACCCUGGUGCAAAGGAUAUGAACUGGGCCUCUGCUGUGACUGGCCUUAUCCUGGUCUUUAGCAUUGUCUAUUAUGUGAUUUGGGCAAGGAAGGAGUAUGAGGGUCCUAUUGUCGAGAUUUGA
Molecule: messenger RNA, 1692 nt
Organism: Cordyceps militaris CM01
Lineage: Eukaryota; Fungi; Ascomycota; Sordariomycetes; Hypocreales; Cordycipitaceae
Product: GABA permease, putative
Exons: 4
Coding region: 1-1692 (563 amino acids)
Biological process (GO): transmembrane transport
Cellular component (GO): membrane
Molecular function (GO): transmembrane transporter activity
Source: RefSeq, a predicted model, not a curated record